This is a messenger RNA of Leopardus geoffroyi (Geoffroy's cat), 2942 nucleotides long. It is a transcript of the gene NCBP3, whose product is annotated as nuclear cap binding subunit 3. Gene Ontology annotation, cellular component: cytosol; nucleus. The record is from RefSeq and is a predicted model, not a curated record. The transcript is spliced from 14 exons. Gene Ontology annotation, molecular function: mRNA binding; RNA 7-methylguanosine cap binding. NCBI's taxonomy places the organism in Eukaryota, Metazoa, Chordata, Mammalia, Carnivora, Felidae. The coding region runs from base 40 to 1926 and encodes 628 amino acids.
UGCGAGGCGGGCUCUCAGUGGUGCGGCCGGCGGGCGGCUAUGGCGGCCGUACGGGGCCUGCGAGUGUCGGUGAAAGCAGAGGCCCCAGCGGGGCCGGCCCUGGGCCUCCCGUCGCCUGAGACGGACUCUAGUUUGGAGCGUGGUGAGCCGGAGCCCAUGGAGGUGGAGGAGGGCGAGCUGGAGAUUGUGCCGGUGCGGCGCUCACUGAAAGAACUGAUCCCGGACACAAGCAGAAGAUACGAAAACAAGGCUGGCAGCUUCAUCACUGGAAUUGAUGUCACCUCCAAGGAAGCAAUUGAAAAGAAGGAACAGCGAGCCAAGCGCUUCCAUUUUCGAUCAGAAGUAAAUCUUGCCCAAAGAAAUGUAGCCUUGGACCGAGACAUGAUGAAGAAAGCAAUCCCCAAAGUGAGAUUGGAGACAAUCUACAUUUGCGGAGUAGAUGAGAUGAGUACCCAGGAUAUCUUUUCCUAUUUUAAAGAAUAUCCUCCAGCUCACAUUGAAUGGUUGGAUGAUACCUCCUGUAAUGUUGUCUGGCUGGAUGAAAUGACAGCCACACGAGCCCUUAUCAAUAUGAGCUCUUUGCCAGCCCUGGAUAAGAUAAGAAGCAGGGAUGCCAAUGAGGACAGGUCAUCUGAGAAAAGUAAAAAAGACAAGCAGGAAGACAGUUCAGAUGAUGAUGAGGCCGAAGAAGGAGAAGUUGAAGAUGAGAACUCCAGUGAUAUAGAGUUGGACACAUUGUCUCAAGUAGAAGAAGAGUCUCUGCUAAGAAACGAUCUUCGUCCAGCUAACAAACUUGCUAAAGGAAAUAGGUUAUUCAUGAGAUUUGCUACAAAAGAUGACAAAAAGGAACUUGGAGCAGCCAGAAGAAGUCAGUAUUACAUGAAAUACGGGAAUCCAAAUUACGGAGGCAUGAAAGGAAUUCUUAGUAAUUCUUGGAAGCGAAGGUAUCAUUCCCGUCGCAUUCAGCGGGAUGUGAUCAAGAAGAGAGCCCUGAUUGGGGAUGACGUUGGCUUGACGUCCUAUAAACACCGACAUUCCGGACUAGUAAAUGUUCCAGAGGAACCCAUUGAAGAGGAGGAAGAGGAGGAGGAGGAGGAAGAGGAAGACCAGGACAUGGAUGCAGAUGACAGAGUGGUGGUAGAGUACCACGAGGAGCUCCCAGCUCUCAAGCAGACCCGGGAGCGGAGCACAUCUAGGCAGUCCAGUGCCAGCAGUUCAGACUCCGAUGAAAUGGACUAUGAUCUAGAACUGAAAAUGAUUUCCACUCCUUCACCAAAGAAAAGCAUGAAAAUGACCAUGUAUGCUGAUGAAGUGGAAUCUCAGUUGAAAAACAUUAGGAACUCCAUGAGGGCAGAUACUGUAUCCACAAGCAAUAUCAAAAACCGAAUCGGUAACAAGUUACCGACUGAGAAAUUUGUAGAUGUCCGACAUCUGUUAGAUGAAAAACGUCAGCACACACGUCCACGGCCACCAGGCAGCAAUACUAAAUCAGAUAUACGCCAGCGGUUAGGAAAAAGACCAUAUUCUCCAGAAAAGGCUUUUAGUAGUAACCCAGUCUUUCGGAGAGAGCCUUUUUCUGAUGUACAUAGUAGACUGGGUGUUCCCAGGCAAGAUGUUAAAGGCCUCUACUCUGAUACUCGGGAGAAGAAAUCAGGUAGUUUAUGGACUCGCUUAGGAUCUGCACCCAAGACCAAAGAAAAGAACACGAAGAAGGUGGAUCACAGAACACCGGGCACUGAGGAAGACGACUCUGAGCUGCAAAGGGCAUGGGGGGCUCUGAUAAAGGAGAAAGAACAGUCUCGCCAAAAGAAGAGCCGCUGUUACCAGCACCCUUUUCCCAAGAAAAGUCAAUUCCCAGGUGCUUAUUGGACAGCCUUCGAGGGGGAAGAUGAGGGAAGCUGCCAGCUCACCCUUCCAGGACCCUAGUGUCGGGGCCGAAUCUCAUGGACCUGACUACAGAGGUGCACCAGUGCCGCCCAGGUAGAUAAGAGAUGCAGCGUCGAUCGUGCUUCCGUUCCUUCCUGGGGAUUUCUGUUAGGGGCCUCUUCGUAGCAAUCAGCUUGAAGUGAAGAUCAAGUUCAGUGCUGUGGGAUUUUUAGGAACAAAAAACUGUGACUUCUGGAUUUGGGGUGGACUUUUGUGCUAGGGGUGGGGUCAUGGGUUAAUGUUGAACAAUUUUUAAGUCUGUAUUAUGUUUAAAAAUAUUAAUGAUUUAAAAGUUAAAAUUUUUAAUUUUUAUAUGUGAAAAUACUUCCUGUUGGCUACAAGGGAAGCUCAAGUGGUGUCUUAUGUGUGCUGUUAAAUAUAUAUUAUAUACUUUGGAAGAAGGCAAAGAGAGGAGUCUCAUUAUUUUUAAAUGAUCCUAAUUGUAUAGUCUCUCUGUUGUAUAUAGAAUUCAACUUGCUUUUUGGCCACUGUAGGAAAAAAAAAAUCCAUCCAUCAGAGAUGGGGUCCUGUUGUUUAUUAUCACUUCAGAAGUGAUACGUUGGUAUUUAUUCUAUUUCCAAGUUCUGGCGCCUGAAGUUAUCUUUAAAACUGGCUAAUAAGAUCAUAGUUAUAGAAAUUUUAGUUUGUUUAUUUCUUGUUUGUUUCUAAACUCCUUUCAGAUUAUUUUAAAGGCAGUAGAUUAUUUUGUCUUCCUGUUUGAUCUCUAUCUUGAAGUAUUUAAUGUUUAUAUUCCUUUGCAGGCUUAAAAAUAGUGUUUCUCUUCAAUUCACUAGAAUUUAGGAGUUAGAGAUUGUAAACCUUUGUCCCUUUGUGAUGUCACAGCUCUUCACCUGUCUGGCUUGUUUCAGUUCCUAGUGUAGCCCUGGAUUCUAGAGAUCUUUACUUGUGGCUGAGCUAAUGGUCGCAUUGAUAGUUGGUUACAGUAUGGUGUGAUUGAAUGCAGAAUGCUGCUGCUAAUAAAGAAAAUAAAGGGCUGUGGCACUUAAGAGCUGCAA